CUCAAACACAGUCAAACACCCCUUGCUCUCUCUCGCUGAUAUCCGGCUACGGAUCGGUGGCUCCGGUGUUGAUUCCGACCGGUCAAACACGCAUUCACACUCCAUGAUCUCUACACUACCCCCCCCCUCGUUUCAUCGGUCAAAAAGACACCAACACCCGACGGUGGUGGUGAGCGGCGACUGCGGAGAAAGAGAGAGAAAGAGAAGAGAGAGGCAAUGGCGGUGCGACGACGUGAAUAGAGACGAAAUGAUGGUGCAUGGCAGCGUGGAAUCUUUUCAGCAGUGACGAAAUUAGGAAGAAAGAGAGGGAACCAGAGAGAGGAGAGAACCGGCUGAGCCGGCGCCGUCUCCGACGACGGUGGAGUCGUCCCAUUUCGACGUUUCCUCGACAUAACACCGAUUUGGUUCGAGACUCGGUCAAUGCAAGACAGCGGACAAACUUCGGCUCGGGUCAGCCUGGACAGAUUCAUUUCAUUUCGACCCGGUUCACUCACUCAAGACUUGGUUCGGUCCAGGUUCGGGUCAACAUAAGUCAACGACGACCAACCUCAGUCGACUUGGUCAACAUCCGAGUCAAACUCGGUCAACAGCAGUCAAUCGCGGUCGAAACCAGACCCGGUAAAGUUAAACGACGCGAAAUUAGUAUAGAUUGUUAUAGUUACUAGAUUUUUUUAUAUACUACGCGAAUCGAGCUCGACCGGUUAAAAGUUUAUACGUUAGUGAUUUAUUUA
Helianthus annuus (common sunflower) is the source of this 731-nucleotide messenger RNA. RefSeq lists its product as uncharacterized. The record is from RefSeq and is a predicted model, not a curated record. Bases 258 to 665 code for a protein of 135 amino acids. The transcript has 3 exons. NCBI's taxonomy places the organism in Eukaryota, Viridiplantae, Streptophyta, Magnoliopsida, Asterales, Asteraceae.